AAAUUUAUUUUCUCUUCUUUCAAGGUUAAACACUUUUGAAAAAUUUCUGGCUUCGAUGUUGGAAGCAAUUGACUCUAGCUAAAGCAAAGUGGAAAGAAAGCAUGUGCAAUUAAAAUCAUGAAUUACUAUUUAUGUGUCAUCCCUUGUUAUUUAAUACUAAUUAAUAGCUACAAGUUGGUAUUACUUCUAAAUAUCUAUUAUUAGUUGCUGAGAUUUAAGUUGACUUUCAUCUAGGGGAAACAAAUGGGGUUGACAACCAAAAAAAGCUAGAGCUGUUAGAUCUCCGUUUUAAGGCAGAAGUAUAGAUAGAGAUGGCUGCUUAUGUUGCAGUGACUUCUCUAAUGGGAACAAUAGAGCUUUUGAAAUCAAACUUGGAUAUGUGGGACACUCAUGUGGAAAGUUUGAGUUUACUCUACGGAGAGUUUGAUUCUCUGCAAGAGCUUCUUGAUUAUUCUGAUGGUGAGCAAAUGAAGAAUUUGCACACAAAGGUCAAACACAUAGCAAAUGAAGCAGAAGACAUGCAAUCAAACUUGGAUCUGUGGGACACAAAUGCGAAAAGUUUGAAUUUACUCCACGAGAAGGUUGAUUGUCUGCAAGAGUUUCUUGAUCAUUCUGAUGGUGAACAAAUGGAGAAUUUGUAUGAAAAGGUCAAAUUCAUAGCAUAUGAAGCAGAAGACGAAGUUAAACCACAAAUAAAUGUGGUUAUGGACGAACUAUGGUACAGACUAUAUCAAGAGGAUAUUCUCAAGGAAGCCCUCGAGAGUCUUUUUAAGAUCUCACAGCGAGCUAUAGAAAAUGUUGAUUCCCUCAAGGAAGAGCUCAUCACGCACAUUCAGAAUAACAAUUUGCAAGCUGGAAAUUCCUCGCAUGGUGAUUCAAGUUCACUACGAUUGCAUUCUUCAACCCUUGAGAACGAUAUGGUGGGGUACAACAUUGAACAAUCAAACAUGAUGAGUCAACUUACUGGAGGCUCAACUGAACUGGAAGUCAUCUCUGUUACAGGUAUGGGCGGCAUUGGUAAGUCAACUUUUGCCAAAAGGCUGUUUUCUCAUCCCUCAGUUUUGAGCUUUUUUGACAUCCGUGGAUGGAUUAUCGUGUCUGAGGACUAUAGUUAUAGAAAGAUGCUUUUAGGCCUACUUACAGAUGCUAAUUUUGGGAAAAAAGAAGAGCUUGAUAAGAAAAGCGAUUCAGAUUUAGCCGUUUGCUUGAAACAAAGUUUAAUGGGUCGAAGGUAUUUAAUUGUUGUGGAUGACAUAUGGAGCAAGGAAGCUUGGGAUGAUAUUAGACUGUGUCUUCCAGACGAUGGUAAAAGAAGUCGGAUACUGUUGACUACUCGAGACGUUGAGGUUGCUCAAUAUGCUAGCUCUCGGAAGGAUCCUUUCAGGAUGCAUUUACUUGACUCAGAUGACAGUUGGAAUUUGUUUUACCAAAAAGCAUUUGUAGGAAAAGGUUUUCCAGUUGAAUUCGAGGAUGUUGGAAAGGAGGUUGCAAAAAACUGCAACGGAUUACCACUUAUGAUUGUUGUGGUUGCCAAGAUUCUCUCCAGCAAGAGGACAUUGGAAGAGUGGAGAAAAGUAGCUGAAAGUGUGAGCUCAUUAGCAAAAAUUGAUGCUUAUCAACAAUGCUCAGGAAUCCUGGCUUUAAGCUACAAUCAUCUUCCUUCUUAUUUGAAAGGUUGCUUUCUGUAUUUUGGAAUUUUUCCAAAAGCUAGCGAUAUUUCUGUGGAAAAGUUGAUUAGAUUAUGGGUUGUAGAGGGACUCCUAAAGGUAAAGGUAUGGAUGGUAAAAUCAUGACAUGUGUGAUUCAU
Nicotiana tabacum (common tobacco) is the source of this 1807-nucleotide messenger RNA. RefSeq names its product putative late blight resistance protein homolog R1B-17. The record is from RefSeq and is a predicted model, not a curated record. Lineage: Eukaryota; Viridiplantae; Streptophyta; Magnoliopsida; Solanales; Solanaceae. Gene Ontology annotation, molecular function: ADP binding. Gene Ontology annotation, biological process: defense response to other organism.